CAUCUAUGUUUAAUUAUGUAUAUCAAGGUCAGUUGCCCACUUGUACUCUUAAAAAAUGCAAAGUCUAGAGAUGCUUCACCGAAAGCAAUAUUUUCCUUUCACAGAGUGUUACGGCACGCGAGCUCGGGGGUCAAAGUCGAGGGCAUCGUGGCACAGAGCUGCAGCCACAGGCACACAGGAGGUGUGUGCAGCGUCCAAGGGACAUGCCAAGCAGCGUGGCGGAGCGCGAGCACGAUCAUGGGCACCAGCGGAAGCGCAAGCAGAAGCAUGGACGCGGGCAUGCUGGAUGAGGGUGUCGGUGUCCCGACACGGGGUUGCGAUUAUGACACUUACUUAUACGACACCAGAGUGAGUGAGCUGCUAGGUGAGUGAGUGCAUAGAGGGGCUGUGUACUCAUGCUCUUGUACACUUCCUUGCGAUCUUAAUAAAUUCUCUUCUUCUCC
Rubroshorea leprosula is the source of this 443-nucleotide messenger RNA. Lineage: Eukaryota; Viridiplantae; Streptophyta; Magnoliopsida; Malvales; Dipterocarpaceae. The record is from the annotation of a GenBank genome assembly.